Molecule: messenger RNA, 3055 nt
Organism: Chinchilla lanigera (long-tailed chinchilla)
Lineage: Eukaryota; Metazoa; Chordata; Mammalia; Rodentia; Chinchillidae
Gene: Ccdc17
Product: coiled-coil domain containing 17
Source: RefSeq, a predicted model, not a curated record
AACAAAAAAAUAUAAAGUGAACUAAGAAUAAUAUAGCAAAAACAUUAAGCUUGUGAAAUUGAGAUUUGGGCUUUGCCAUUUACUAGCUUUUCAGAACCUUCUCUUUUGGAAUGAAGGUGAGCUGAGAUUCUAUACUUUGGAACAUUAACUUUUGCUGCUGGUCCUACCUUGGCUUUUUAUAUUAUAUAAGAGGAAAUACCUUAGGUCCCUGGUUUGCUUAGAAAAGAGAGCUUCUUUGAGAUAUGGGGCCAGUCCAGACCUCUUGCUUCUUUAUGACUUAAUAAAUGCCUGUUUAAGGGGUAGUUGGGGUUGUGGAGGGUAAUUUGACCAGGUUUCUUGACCCUUGGGAAGGAAUUCCUUUCUGGACUUGAUUCCCUCAUCUAGUGGAUUCGUUGUGUUCUCUUCACAGUUUUCACUGCUUGGACUGUGCUGAUUAUCCCCCAUUUGCAGUUGAAAAAAAUGAAUCAGAAAGAGAGUUAGGGAGAGACUACUCUUCCUAGGGUGACUUGGUGGUUCAGAAGUGGCGAUUGCAGCUGGGCAUGGUUGUGCACGCCUGUAAUCUCAGCACUUAGAAGGCUGUGGCAGAAAGAUUGCAAUUUUGAGCCUGGCCAGAGCAACUCGGGUGUGAUGGAUGAAUGAGUGAACAAAGGAACGAACAGCUUAAGAUGUAGCUUCAUUCAGUCCCUAGCAGGAAAAGGGGGUUGUGGUUGCCUCAGGAGAGGCAUGUUAUAAAGAAAGCUUUUCGUUUUGGGGGAAAGAUGGUUUCCAGACAGAACGUCACCUCUCCCAGGUGUUCGCUGGACUCGUGUGUAGUUACCUGCUUUGGAGUACAGCAGUGAAAUAGAUGCUCCUUGCCUGUGAAAGGCUGUUAAAUGACCAAAGGUGGAGUAAGUCCUAAUGGCGCAGCUAGACUGGAAGGCAUUAUCCACUCACCUUUCUGCGUAGGCAAGGAAGCCAAGGUGGCACAGACGUUGCUAGGCUCUUUCAAGCCUAGCUUCUUCCAAACUGGCACAGCCUCCCCACCCAUUCCCCUAACCUGCCCAGGCCUGUUGUUGCUGCCCAGGGAGCCAAGGCUCCUCCCCAAACAUAAACUUGAAGAUCUUCUAGACCCCAUAGGCCAGGCUUCUUACCCUUUCUCCUGCUGCAGUCCUGUCCCAUGGCCGCCUCCUCUGGGGAGCCAGGGCUCCUGCCCUGCAGGUCCUGUGACAUGGUUUUCCGCUCCUGGGCCCUGUUGGCCAGCCAUACUCGGCGUUUCUGCAUUGGCCACCUGACCCCAGAGGUGACUCUUGGAACAAAGCCCUCUGCUGCAUCAGGGGGCAUCGCGGCUGUGUCACAAGAACUCCAGGGCCACUCAGACCAGGAGGCCAGCAGACCUGCCCUAGAGAGGUUAAGAGAGGAGGUGCAGUGCUUGCGGCUUUCCCUACAAGAAAUGAGACCGUGGGUAAUAGACCGCCGUUCCUUCGAGGCUGCGGGGAGUCCUGGCGAGCGGCUGCGGGUACUGCGCGCGACUCAUGCCAGGCGCAUGGCCCAGACAGAAGCACUGGGCCGCGCCCUGGAGCAGCGUAGAGCGGAGCUGGAUCAGCACCACCAAGUUUUGGCCAGAGCCCAGGGCAAGGUACCCCACCUCUUAGGCCUGGAGCGGGAACUUCAAGAACUCCGGGCAGAGGCCAGUCGGACCCGGGGAGCUCUAGAAAUGUUGGGGACACAUGUUCAAGAGCUGAAGCCCCAGAUAGGGAUCCAGUCGAGUGCCUGGCCAAACACGGAGCUCUGCUGUCCUGUGCUGCAGGCUAGCGCGGGGAGCCUCGCUGCUGAGAUUGGGGCCCUACAUGAGGCUUACAUGCGAGGCGGAGGUCGAGACCCUGGUGUCCUGAGGAAAAUAUGGCAGUUGCAAGCAGAGGCAUCAGCACUGGAGCUACGGCGCACUUGGAACCACAGGGAAAAGGCAAGUGCUGCCUCAGGGCAGCUUCUGGUAUUGGAAGCAGAAAACCAGUACCUGGAGGCAGCAAUCCUGGCACUGCAGAUGCAGAGGGGCUUGGGGCAGGAGCCCUGGGGGCCUGGGCAGCCACGACUCCUGCAGCGGGGAGAUGCCCCACUCCUCCCUCCACCACUACUCGCUGGAACCACAACCAGGAGCCUGGGCCUGGACACAUCUGUUCUCCCUGCAUCUGAUGUGCUGGGCCCUGCACCCUAUGACCCUGGGGCUGGCCUGGUCAUUUUCUAUGACUUCCUGCGAGGACUUGAAGCUUCUUGGAUUUGGGUGCAGCUGGUAACUGCCUUGACCCGAGAUGGACAGGAUACAGGAGGGGCCGCAGCAUUGCCCCCAGCCCUCUGCUUACCCCUACCUUCAGUUCCUGGGCCCACAGGCAACUGUGCCAUCCUUGCUAGCAGGCAGCCUGUGCCCAGAUUGCCCCCAUCACCUUUGGUGUCCUUGGUCUGUGAGCUACAGGCCUGGCAGGGGCUCCCAGGGGCUAGGACACCACAGCCAAAGGCUUGGGUCUCACUGGCGCUAUUCGAUCAAGAUCAGAGGGUACUAAGUGGCCACUGGCGCCUCCCACUUCAGCCCCUUCCUCUGGACUCCAGCCUCAACCUUGGGCGGAAUGGGAUUCCCCAGGCAGGCCAGGCUGAGCUCUUUCUGCGGCUGGUGAAUGCGAGAGAUGCAGCUGUCCAGGUGUUGGCAGAGAUCAACCCAGCUUGCGCCCACCAGUACCAGUUCCCACCACUGGUAUCCACUUCGUCUUCACUGGAAGCCACCACCUGCACCCCUAAAGUUGGCUUUACUGAUUCACUACCUCCUGCAGAAGAGCCAUUUGAUGGCAUAAAGGACAAAGAUGAGGGUUUGGGCCCUCAUCACAGCCAAAGUGAAUGUGAGGCUUAUUCUCAAAUCUACAGCUUUACUCCGUGUUCUGACCUGGAGACUAAGAGGCAAAUAAACAGCAAUGAACUCCAAACACAGCCUUACCGCUUCAAGACAAGAUAAUGGCCAUAGAUGGAGACAGAGUGAACAGAAGACAAGCAGCGCCCAAGGUCUGCUUCAUAGUCAGUCCACCAUCCAUUU